AUGUUACCCCAGCUGCGGAAGACUUGGGGCGUAGUGCUGCGCGCGCUGAGUCUGGCCCUGAGGCGCCUGAAACCUCCGAAUAAAUACCUCCACUACAAGUCCAAGCUAUCCUUGUACUUCGUGGUGCUGAUAACCGUCAGCUCAAGCCUACUCUACGUACUAGGCAUCUCGGAGAAUACGAUCUCGGGCAUCGAUGCUGUCUUCAUGGCUUGUAGCGCAGCCUUGGGGGCUGGUUUCAACACUGUCAACCUGUCCACGCUAAAUGCUUCCCAGCAGACUGUGAUGUACUGUACCAUAGUCCUCGGCCAUCCGAUCUUCAUCUCACUUGCCCCGAUUCAAGCCAAGAUACGCAAGCUUCAGCCGGGUGCCAAGGAAUAUGUUCGCUCGCGAAAGAUGGCGCUCCAGCAAUCGUCAUCGGAGAGUGUCGCUUCGAGAGCGUCUACACCAUCUGAGCCACUAGGAAGGCAUGCCGCGACGAUCACCAUCGACGACACUCAGGCGGCAGCAGCGCUUCGUGCCGAGAGUGCUCUCAGCCCCACCCCAUCUUUCCGCCCACGCCUUGGCUCUUCAGGCCUGCAGUUCGAGAGUGAUUGUCAUGUCACCAGAGCAGAGAGCCGCGCCAGUCAGCUCUUCCGCGGUAGGCGCCCCUCUGCGAUCUCCCACCUAUCCACGGCAACGCAACAGCCCGCCGCCUCGGUCAUUCAAGAUGAUUUUCGCGCAGCAGGUUACGUUGACCUGCAUGGUGGCUUCCAUGAUCUUACUUCGAAAGGAAAAGAUCAUACCCAGUUUCUGGAAUGCUUGUUCGCGGAAUUCCUCCGCGUUGCUAUCAUAUUCCAUCUCGUCUUUUGCUACACCGUCGGAGCACUCAUUAUGGUGCCCAUAAUCGGCAGAAUGCCCCGGAGAGACGGUCUGGAUAAGGGAUUGAAUCUUCAUUGGGUUGGCUUCUUCUUAGUGGCAUCUUCCUUCACCAACACUGGCCUCACUCUUGUCGACCAGAAUAUGGUACCAUUCCAGCAAGAAUGGGCUGUGCUGGGAACAAUGGCCUUGCUCAUCCUUGCUGGCAACACCCUUCACCCCGUCAUCAUCAAUGGUCAUGGGCAAAACGAUGGACAAAAGGAUAAUCAGAUACAAGAAGACUGUCAGAACUGGAUCGAUGCGCUGGAAAAGCGACAAUCUGGCUGCUUCGCAGGAUUCGAGCUUUUCAACAUCAACAACCCGGACGACGUUUGGUUCAAUAAGCCACGUAUUAGUCUAGCAAUUAAAGCUGGUGUGGGACUCUUCCAGGCUUUCUGCAUUCGAAGUGCAGGCUUCACAGUCGUUCCGAUCAGCUAUAUGAGUCCACUAGCGCAUCAAUCUCCUCACACCAAUGUGCUUGAAGAGCGCGACCUUGGAAUUUGGGAUGGAGAGAGGGUCGAGGAUGUCAAGUCUGGACGCCUCCACAACAUCGCCAAAAAGCUCCAUAUCGAUAUCAACGCUUUCGGAUGGCUACAACUAGCAAAGCGCAUCUCGUUCGAUGCUUGGCCCAUCUUCAUCGCAGCCCUGCUCAUUACCUUCACCGAAUACCUCGGCGGUAAGAUGCCCCCGGGAGACACAGACUUUACUCUAGACACUAUUCUCUUCGAGGUUGUGUCGGCGUACGCAGGAGUCGGCUUGUCGGUCGGUCAUGACAAGGGAGACACGAGCCUUUGUGCAGUGUUUAGCAAUCUCAGUAAAAUCAUAAUCUGCUUGGUCAUGUUCGUAGGUCGCCUACGUAACCAGCCUGUUGACCUUGAUAUGGCUGUGCAGGGUCUGGCGGCGGUGGAUGAGGAGCAGAGUGAGAUUGAGAUGGAGGAGGGGCUAGAGAGUACGAGCGUGAGCGAGGACAGUGAUGGUUGA
Fulvia fulva is the source of this 1875-nucleotide messenger RNA. RefSeq names its product Potassium transport protein 1. The coding region runs from base 1 to 1875 and encodes 624 amino acids. The record is from RefSeq and is a predicted model, not a curated record. Gene Ontology annotation, biological process: intracellular potassium ion homeostasis; potassium ion import across plasma membrane. Gene Ontology annotation, cellular component: plasma membrane. Lineage: Eukaryota; Fungi; Ascomycota; Dothideomycetes; Mycosphaerellales; Mycosphaerellaceae. Gene Ontology annotation, molecular function: high-affinity potassium ion transmembrane transporter activity. The transcript has 5 exons.